AUGCAUCCCGUCCAGGCAUUGAAGCAGGAAUUGCGCAGAAUGUGUGGGCUGUCAAGGUUCCGGCAAAGGCUGGUAUUCCUGAAAGAGGAGGAUGAUGCCGGUGAUGGUAAUGUGGUCUUGGAUGACGAUUGCACCUUGAAGCCCGGGGAAGUGCAGGUUGUUCUUCUAAACUUCUGCCAAGCAUCUGAGGCGCAAGUGACAGCGCUUCGGGAUGCUGCGAGACAUGGUCUGACACAAGAAGUGGAGAAUAUUCUACAAAGGCCCCAAGACCCAGAUUUAGCCGGUCUCGGUCCAGCCCCGCUGUUUGUGGCAGCCUGGCAAGGCCACCUUGCGGUGGCGCGCCUUCUGCUGGAGGCGAACGCGGACAAGGACAAGGCCACGGAUAGUGGCAUGACCCCAUUGUUGAUAGCAGCUAGAUAUGGACACUUGGAACUUGCACGCCUUUUGCUGGAGUCGAAUGCGGACAAAGACAAGGCCACCGAUAAUGGAGUCACCCCUUUGCACACAACAGCUGAGCUAGGACACUUGGAAGUUGCACGCCUUUUGCUGGAGGCGCAUGCAGACAGUGACAGGGCUAUGCAGGAUGGCGCCACCCCUUUGUGCCUCGCAGCUCAGAAAGGACAUUUCGAGGUUGCACGCCUUUUGCUGGAGUCGAAUGCGGACGUGGACAAGGCCAGAAACGGAGGCUUCAGCCCUUUGCACGCAGCAGCUCAGCAAGGACACUUGCAGGUUGCACGCCUUUUGCUGGAGGCCAGUGCAGACAAGGACAAGGCCAUGCAGGAUGGUGCCACCCCAUUGCACAUUGCGGCCGAGAAUGGGGAGCUGGAAGUUGCACGCCUUUUGCUGGAGGCGCAUGCAGACAGUGACAGGGCUAUGCAGGAUGGCGCCACCCCUUUGCAAAUUGCAGCGCAAGAGGGGUAUUUGGAGUUGGCACGCCUUUUGCAAGGGUCAAACAUGCAGAACAGCAAAAGAUUAAGGUUGCGGUAA
Molecule: messenger RNA, 987 nt
Organism: Symbiodinium sp. CCMP2592
Lineage: Eukaryota; Dinophyceae; Suessiales; Symbiodiniaceae
Source: the annotation of a GenBank genome assembly